AUGAUAGAUAACCAAGUGUCUGUUAACGCUAUGGUAAAUAACCAAGUGUCUGUAAACGCUAUGAUGGAUAACCAAGUGUGUAUUAACGCUAUGAUAGAUAACCAAGUGUGUGUUAACGCUAUGAUAGAUAACCAAAUGUGUGAUAACGCUAUGAUGGAUAACCAAGUGUGUGUUAACGCUAUGAUAGAUAACCAAAUGUGUGUUAACGCUAUGAUAGAUAACCAAGUGUGGGUUAACGCUAUGAUAGAUAACCAAGUGUGUGUUAACGCUAUGAUAGAUAACCAAGUGUCUGUUAACGCUAUGGUAGAUAACCAAGUGUCUGUUAACGCUAUGGUAGAUAACCAAAUGUCUAUUAACGCUAUGAUGGAUUAUCAAGUGUCUGUUAACGCUAUGAUAGAUAACCAAGUGUGUGUUAACGCUAUGAUGGAUAACCAAGUGUGUGUUAACGUUAUGAUAGAUAACCAAAUGUGUGAUAACGCUAUGAUGGAUAACCAAGUGUGUGUUAACGCUAUGAUAGAUAACCAAAUGUGUGUUAACGCUAUGAUAGAUAACCAAGUGUGGGUUAACGCUAUGAUAGAUAACCAAGUGUGUGUUAACGCUAUGAUAGAUAACCAAGUGUCUGUUAACGCUAUGAUAGAUAACCAAGUGUCUGUUAACGCUAUGGUAGAUAACCAAGUGUCUGUUAACGCCAUGGUAGAUAACCAAGUGUGUUUUAGCGCUAUGGUAGAUAACCAAGUGUGUGUUAACGCUAUGGUAGAUAACCAAGUGUGUGUUAACGCUAUGGUAGAUAACCAAGUGUGUGUUAACGCUAUGAUAGAUAACCAAGUGUGUGUUAACGCUAUGAUGAAUAUUCUACUGUGUAAUCGUUAUGACGGACAUUCAAGUGUGUGUUGA
Ylistrum balloti is the source of this 894-nucleotide messenger RNA. RefSeq names its product prion-like-(Q/N-rich) domain-bearing protein 25. The record is from RefSeq and is a predicted model, not a curated record. Lineage: Eukaryota; Metazoa; Mollusca; Bivalvia; Pectinida; Pectinidae. The transcript has a single exon. Bases 1 to 894 code for a protein of 297 amino acids.